GGUCAAGUUUUGCACCUUCUCUAGUAAGUCCAACACAUACUGACUCAGACCUUUUAUGACUUAAUUGCAUAUUGGCUAUUUCAGUAACUUUAAAAGAAACAUUUUUUUUUGGAUGCGGUGUUUCUACAGGUUUGACAAAUGUUGUAUAUAUUUUUUGAGAAAGUAGUGGGUCCUAAACCACUGGUUGACAGUUAAGUAACAGCUGUGUAGAUAGAAAGGCCAUUAAGAGUCAAUCAUGCUGAGCCUGGAGCCCUGGACUGAGUCAAAAUGUUAGUGAGCUUUCCCUAAAGGGAUACCAGUGAACCAUUUUCGAUUAUUGAGACCUGAAAUAAGAACAGAAAAUGCUGCGUGUAAUCAGCGGGCCACACUGAAUCUGUGGAGAGAAAAACAGAGUUAAUGCUUCAGACUGAAGACUUUCAUCAGAAUUGGUGCUUGUGAUGGACUUACUUCCACGACAACAAAUUUAUAUUCUCUCAUUUGUAAAGGAAAAUUCAAAAGCUGAAAUAGCUUUUGAACUCUCGUUCAUAACCAGAUUCUUAAAAGAAAUCCUCUGGAUCAGUCUCGUCACACAGCACAUCACCAGUGACUCCACUGUUGGGAAGAGUGCACUGGUGCAUGCGUUUCGCAGUGAAAGUGCUCACUUUCUGAAGAAUUAUACUCUGACUACUGGAGUGGAAGUCUUUGUUAAUCCGGUACCCAUCCCAGACACUGCUGACUGCGUGGAACUCUUCUUGUUUGAUUCUUCAGGGAAAGAAAUCUUCUAUGACAUGGUGGAAAGCCAGUGGGAGCUUGUGGCUGCCAUUUGUCUUGUGUACGACAUCACCAGUGAGGCGUCCUUUAACAGUUGCACAAAGUGGUUGGAGAGGGCCCGAGCCCAGGCACCCAGUGGCCAGCUGGCAGGAGUUCUUGUGGGCAAUAAGACAGAUUUAGCAGGGAGGCGUACCGUAGAAUACAGCCAGGCGCAGGAAUGGGCAGCAGGCCAGGGCUUGGAAUACUUUGAGACCUCUGCGAAAGAGAUGGAGAACUGCGAUGCUCCAUUUCAGAGUCUUGCCAAAGCAUUUCAUCGCAUGUAUGAAGAGAAGCUAGAACACAUCCAGUCCAUCAUCUGACCCUCUCCCCUCACAGGCAGGCCCUGCAGAGGUUUUGCAUUAUAUCCAAAAACAUCCCUCCCCCAACUUCAAUCAUGAAGACAUAGCGACUCUUGCUUGUACCAGAGUGUAGUAUUCUGUGUUGACCCCUGUGUUUUCCAUUUCUCCUGUGACCCAUCCUACUUUGGUCUGAGCUGGGCCACAUUGUGUCCUUUUAUAUAGCUCUGUUUCCUUGUGUCUGUACAUUUGUCUGUCUGUUCUGCUUCUAAUCUCUGUACAAUAACCCUAGGUAACGGUGAGGUGAAAUUAGCCAGGCUUCAUACCCUCUCUGUGUCUAUGUCUCUGACACUGUUUCUUUGUCUCUCCUUUUCUCUCUCUCUCUCUCUCUCUCUCUACAUGCCCCAAUUAGUCAAACAGAAGAGCUAUCACAUGAUUCACUGCAACACCACACACACGGUGCUGCAUUUUAAGCAGCAGUUGGGGGUUGUAAAAGCUCCAAGCUUCACCUUGGGUGGAAACUGUUAGGGGUGCGGGUUGUGGAGAGGUGUGUGGGGUUAUUGUUACCACUGGGGAAGGGUUUCCUGUGAAGUAAUUCAGCUGAUAUGACAGCGAUUCCGUCUGUGUUCCGUGACCAAUACAGACAUUAGGUUGGCAGGCAGCAGUCUUCUGAUUCCCAAGACUCUGUGGGUCACAGAGUGGAGGGAGAGGACCACAUAUCCAUCAGUUGUUGCAUUGUAUUAGUUUUAAAGCUCCUGGCUCGGUUUUGUGGAGUAUCUUUUACACAGCCGUUUUAUUAAAAAGAAAAUCCACUUCA
Molecule: messenger RNA, 1902 nt
Organism: Chiloscyllium plagiosum (whitespotted bambooshark)
Lineage: Eukaryota; Metazoa; Chordata; Chondrichthyes; Orectolobiformes; Hemiscylliidae
Source: RefSeq, a predicted model, not a curated record